Amblyraja radiata (thorny skate) is the source of this 1263-nucleotide messenger RNA. RefSeq names its product zinc finger protein 239-like. Bases 112 to 1254 code for a protein of 380 amino acids. Gene Ontology annotation, molecular function: RNA polymerase II cis-regulatory region sequence-specific DNA binding; DNA-binding transcription factor activity, RNA polymerase II-specific. The record is from RefSeq and is a predicted model, not a curated record. Gene Ontology annotation, biological process: regulation of DNA-templated transcription. NCBI's taxonomy places the organism in Eukaryota, Metazoa, Chordata, Chondrichthyes, Rajiformes, Rajidae. The transcript has 2 exons.
UUAGGAGCCGUUGAUGUGGACGUGAGCGGCCAUUGAGGGUGGCCAGGUUGCCGGUGAGCCCCUCCCCCCUAUGCUCGGUGUGCGGGCUGAGCUUCGAGGAGCUGAGCUUCGAUGGAGGACCACAUGACGGGGCUCAACAAGGAGAAGCAUUAUGAGUGUGACGUGUGUGGCAAGGCCUGUCAGUACCCGAGCAAGCUGGAGAUCCACCGGCGGGUGCACACGGGCGAGAAACCCUAUAGCUGCUCCACCUGCGGCAAGAACUUUGUCCAGUCGUCGGGGCUGCAGGUGCACCGGCGGGUGCACAGCAGUGAGCGGCCCUUCACCUGCUCCGAUUGCGGCAAAGGCUUCAAGUCUGCAACAGCGCUGAAGAAGCACAGGCGUGUGCAUACCAGCGACCGUUCCUUCAACUGCGCCCAGUGUGGCAAGGAAUUCACCCGCUCUGCAAGCCUGCUGUUGCACCAGCGCACCCACACCGGCGAGCGCCCCUACACCUGCAUCCAGUGCGGCAAGGGCUUCACCCAGUCUAGUCACCUGCUGUUGCACCAGCGCACCCACACCGGCGAGCGCCCCUGCACCUGCGCCCAGUGCGGCAAGGGCUUCAUCUGCUCCGCCAGCCUGUUGUUGCACCAGCGCACCCACACCGGCGAGCGCCCCUACACCUGCGCGCAGUGCGGCAAGGGCUUCACCUCCUCCAGCAAGCUGCUGGAGCACCAGCACACCCAUACUGGCGAGCAUCCCCACAACUGCAUCCAGUGCGGCAAGGGCUUCACCCAGUCCAGCAAACUACUGGUGCACCAGCGCACCCACACUGGCGAGCGUCCCUACACCUGCGCCCAGUGCGGCAAGCGCUUCACCCAGUCCAGCAACCUACGGGUGCACCAGCGCACCCACACUGGCGAGCGCCCCUACACCUGCGCCCAGUGCAACAAGGGCUUCACCCGCUCCAGUCACCUACUGGUGCACCAGCGUACCCACACCGGCGAGCGUCCCUACACAUGCGCCCAGUGCGGCAAGGGCUUCAUCUGCUCCACCCGGCUGCUGUCCCACCAGCGGGUGCACGCCGACGACCGUCCCGUCCCCAGCCCGGUGUGUGUAGAGUCCUUUGCCAUGGCCUCCCGUGCCCCGUCUAACCAGUGUGUGCACACCAGUGGUCAGCCCUACGACUGCCCGUACUGCGGUGAGGAGUUUGACAGCUCGCGGGGGUUGCGGCAGCACCGGCGGACCCACGCCGUCGAGCAGCUGCUCCCACUGUGACAAGAGAGC